UCGACCAUGGCUGCCUGGUCGCAACUCGUACAUGAAAAGCAGAUCAUGGAGUUGCAGGAGCUCACCAGUUACAUGCACAGAAAUAAGGCAAUUUCCUCGGCCGUGAUCGAUUCGCUUGAGCAUCAUGCUACAGCACUUUCCAAGAGCAUCUGCGACGACUUCAGACUACUCAAUGCAGUUGUACUUUGACACGAGGCCUUGAUGGACUUUAGGUGGCAUAAGAAGACGGUUUCUCAGAGGCGAAAGCUUAUCCUCGAUGCUUGGGCGAACAUGCCCAAAGAUCAUCGACCGGAUGCUGAAGAACACUGGACGUCAAUUCUGCGACACGUCCGUGGUUCCAUACCUGACGUGUUCGUGUGGCCAUUUAUAAAUCAAGAAGAUCUCGUCAUGCCAACGACCUUGAUGGUUUUCUUGAAUGCCCGUGGCCGAAUGCCGCCCUGGGAGUUCGCUGCGAUUGAGAUGGAAUUCAGCCCUGUACUCACAGUGCUUUUCCAAGGCUGCGCAGACGAAGACCUUUGUACUUCGUUGACGAUCGACUUCACUGAAGCAGUAGACCAGCGUGUAUACGGAAAACUAAACAGAAACAGCGAAAGCUCAGCGGAUUCUCGCAAAUCGAGUGACAAGUACAGUUUGUGUGCGCGUCGCGCUUUUCAGUCACUUUUAAUGCAACAACGCAUACUUUCCUUUCUGCUCGCAUGCGCCAAAGCAAUCUUACAUGAGAAGACUCUCACCGAACUUUUCGACUCUCCGGUACAAGAUAUCCCGCCCAUUAUACAGACUGUCGAAACGACCGAGACCAAACACGCGUCUUUCACCGAGGUGCUGAACGUGGCACCGUAUCGAGGAUGGAACUCUCUGAACUUGUCGCAACUUCGAGGCUAUGUUGAAAGUACAUAUUGCAAGCACAGAACCCAUUUUUUGGCCCUCCGAGAAGACCCAGGAUAUUUCGCCGACACUUUUCGCGAAGAUCUCAAUCAUUGUCCGACAAAUGUUCCGUCAGACUGUUGCAAUCACCUGAGUAAGCGCCAUGAUGUGCCGCAAUACAUGACUGCGAUGGUCAUUAAAAUGUUACACGAGUCAUAUACGAUGCUAGACAGCUGGAAAUUCCUCAAAGAGCGGCUGAAUACGGCUGAAAGCCUAGGAAAGCAGGGUGCCACGAAGCAAGAUCAAGCUCGACCCUUGCUAGAAUUCCGAUCGAUGUUGCGGAGAAUCGGUAACUUGCUCCUUAGAACCAUUACCAGGACCUACCGUUCGACUCCUGGGUGUCGAUUGUUAUUUAAGAAAAAGUGCAAGGCAGGUACGUACCAUCGUGUGCGGGGCAUCACGGCAGAGCAGAGGGUGUUCUUAGAUCUGAUGGAAAGCAUUCAUCUGGCAGAGAACGAAGAGGACGACGAACAAAUCGAAUGGCCAACGUUAUUGUCGUACUCACUUGAGCAAGUCGAUUCAUUACUCAAGCGGAGCGAAACAGCUAGGAGGAUGAUUACGGGACGGCUUCUGGAUCUGCUUACGGACCUCUCUAUCAUCACAGAAUGUGCACGGCAAAUCUCUCUCUGGGCUCAAUCUCCAGAUGUCGAGACAGGCAAAGUCAACGAAUGCACAUGCAAGAAUCCUACAGAAGAUGGUGAGGUCUUCUACAGGUGGCAAGAGGCUUUAGGGAAGGGCUUCAAGCCGUCGUUGGAGUCGAUCCUUCCCUUGAAAGACAAACUGGACUAUCCAGAGCACAAGAGACGUACCCGCAAUACCGUCACCGUCAUGUACAAUGCAGAGCAAAACCUGGAUUCUUUUUGGUCCACAGUUGACGCCCAUCUUGAAGCUGAGACGGGGUUGGCGCAUCGUGUCAUACAAGAAUGCCUCCAGGAUAGCGCAGAGAUGUAUCGCACUGCUCCUUGGGAUGAUAGUACCGAACAAGUUGUCAAGUUAGACAAGAAGCUGGAACAAGAAUUUCGUCUAUUCUCGGAUCUACUCCAUAACAAGGCAUCGCAGAUCACUGGUGCAUUCGACAGACUGUCUGUGACAGAAAAGGCGAAGCCCAAGACACGAGGGGCCGCCCAGCCAUCGAUCGAACAAUCGGCCAUUCAGCCUAUGUAUCGCCCUAGCACCUCGACUGAACGCACUUUCAAUGUAAAAAAAGAUGACUACAGGGUUUUCAAGGCACUGUUCCAUGUCCCAGCCAAUGAAAGUGGCGAGAUCCCAAAAUGCGUCAAAUGGAAUAGCUUCAAGCGUGCAAUGGUCCACAUUGGCUUCUCCGCGGAGAGCCUCCAGGGUUCAGCUUGGCAAUUCAUUCCAACGACUGAUGUAGAAGCUCAGCGAGGCAUUCAAUUCCAUGAACCUCACCCGGAAAACGAGAUCCCAUACGUUAUGGCCAAGCGCUUUGGUCGGCGCUUGGGCCGCGUCUAUGGGUGGACUGGAGACACGUUCCAGCUUGCUUGAGAGGACACGCAUCGACAAAUGUUCAGCGUGUUUUGGAAAGCAGAUCUUUUCCUAUACAUGCUGAAAAGUUGGCUGUCUUAUCUUAUGAAUGGCUUCCAAAUGCUCCUGACCUAGUAGGGGAGCGAUGAACUUUGGUCGUGAUAGCGGAUAUAAGAAUG
Molecule: messenger RNA, 2588 nt
Organism: Boeremia exigua
Lineage: Eukaryota; Fungi; Ascomycota; Dothideomycetes; Pleosporales; Didymellaceae
Exons: 3
Coding region: 202-2430 (742 amino acids)
Source: RefSeq, a predicted model, not a curated record